Molecule: messenger RNA, 1034 nt
Organism: Lactuca sativa (garden lettuce)
Lineage: Eukaryota; Viridiplantae; Streptophyta; Magnoliopsida; Asterales; Asteraceae
Gene: RPL15
Product: ribosomal protein L15
Biological process (GO): translation
Cellular component (GO): cytosolic large ribosomal subunit; ribosome
Molecular function (GO): structural constituent of ribosome
Source: RefSeq, a predicted model, not a curated record
UCAUCUUAUCCAUUCCAGAACUCUCUAAUCCCUUUGCAAAACCCCCUCACACUCACAGGGGAUUUUCUUCCAAUGGCUUCUAUCUUCUCCCUCGCUUCACCCUCUUCAUUACUCACCAACCAUUCUUCUAAUUUCAAGGGGAAUGUAAGAAACCUCAAGUCAAGCACUUGUCAGUUUCCUUCAAAAACAAAUUACAAUAACCACAACACUGUACAACAACAGAGGAAAUCGUUAAUUGUAGCUUCAUCGUCGCCGAUUCCAUCGGCUGUAGUCAGUUCAAAUGUUCGAUACCGACUGGACAAUUUGGGUCCCCAACCUGGUUCUAGAAAGAAAGCGAAGAGAAAGGGAAGAGGUCAUGCUGCUGGCCAAGGUGGGAGCUGUGGAUUCGGAAUGAGAGGACAGAAAUCUCGGUCGGGACCCGGUGUGCGAAGGGGUUUUGAGGGUGGUCAAAUGCCGCUUUAUCGCCGGCUUCCAAAAUUGAGGGGUAUUGCAGGAGGCAUGCAUGCUGGAUUAUCCAAAUUCGUUCCAGUUAACCUAAAAGACAUAGAAACUGCUGGAUUUGAAGAAGGUGAAGAGGUUUCACUAGAAUCCUUGAAAGAAAAGGGCUUGAUCAAUCCCUCAGGAAGAGAAAGAAGACUUCCUCUCAAGAUUCUUGGUGAUGGUGAACUGAGUGUGAAAUUAAACUUCAAAGCACGUGCCUUUUCUGCACAAGCAAAAGAGAAGCUUGAAGCUGCUGGCUGUUCAUUGACUGUGUUACCUGGCAGAAAGAAAUGGGUCAAACCAUCAGUGGCCAAGAAUAUUGCCCGUGCUGAUGAAUACUUUGCCAAGAAACGGGCGGCAGCUGCUGCAGCUGCUGGUGGUGAGUCGCCGGAAACACCGUCUUCCACCGCUUAAAACCCACGCAAAUGAAAUCGAAUUUUUGUUGUUGUAAGAAGAUUGGAAGUUAGAUGUAAAGCCACAUUGAUUUGUAUUCUGUUUGUCUGGAAUCUUUUUUUAUCAUCAAGAAUCUAAAGAUCUCAUCUUUUGUUUUCAAA